Molecule: messenger RNA, 441 nt
Organism: Blepharisma stoltei
Lineage: Eukaryota; Ciliophora; Heterotrichea; Heterotrichida; Blepharismidae
Source: the annotation of a GenBank genome assembly
AUGCUAUUUAUAAAAAAAAAUUUAAAAUUUUUUUGCAUACUCUCAGAGGUAGUUCCUUCAGACGAGGUCUACUCCAUAAAGACUAUUUUUUUUUGGCCUAUUUUUUUUGGCCUAUUUUUUUUUUGGGCCUGUUUUUUUUUUUUGGCCUAUUUUUUUUUGGCCUAUUUUUUUUGGCCUAUUUCAUGACGACUAUUUUUUUUUGGCCUAUUUUUUUUUGGCCUAAUUUUUUUUGGCCUAUUUUUUUUGGCCUAUUUUUUUUUUGCCUAUUAUCCUAUUUUUUUUUGACCUAAUUUUUUUGGCCUAUAUUUUUUUGGUCUAUUUUUUUUUGGCCUAUUUUUUUUUGGCCUAUUUUUUUGACCUAUUUUUUUUUGGCCUAUUUUUUUUUGGCCUAUUUUUUUUUGACCUAUUUUUUUUGACCUAUUUUUUUUGGCCAUUUUUUAG